AAAACCUCACCCGGAAGUAGUUGACCCAAUGCAGGUGGCGUACAUCCUGAACAUUUGACAACAUUCACCGUCUUUUCUUACAGAAAACAAACAUGUAAUAGAUCCACACAGCGAGGUUUGUGUACAUCAACGAAGGAGACUAGUUUGUGGCCAGUGUAGACUAUGUAUUGGAGACAAUAAGAGAAGAAAAAAGAAACGGCUAAUUUUCUGAUGGACAUAAUAUUGUGCGUUUUCGUUGUGCCGUCGUAUCGCUAUUUCACUUCGUCGGUGGAAAUGAGUAUGGACAUGUAGCAAAUGUGGAGUUUUCUGUAAAAUAUCAUCGACUUUUUCCAUGUUUAAUAGUGUGUUGUGUGCUCCGAGAGGGAACCGAGGUCGCACACCCUGCAGGCCUUUACUGUGUGUUUGUUUUCUACUUUAAAACAUUAGCAGUGGUUUUUGGAUUAGUUUUGCUAACAAGUCAGUGUAACGUUACGAUAAGAGUUUACACAGCACAAACGUAACGUUACAAUGAGUUUCUUUAGUUUUGGACAAAGUGCAGAAAUCGAUGUAGUCCUGAAUGACGCUGAAACGAGGAAGAAGGCUGAGCACAAGACUGAAGAUGGAAAGAAAGACAAAUACUUUCUUUUCUAUGAUGGCGAAACUGUCAGUGGAAAGGUGAAUGUCACACUGAAGAACCCCGGCAAGAGGCUGGAGCACCAAGGGAUCAAAAUUGAAUUUGUUGGCCAGAUAGAGCUGUAUUACGACAGAGGAAACCAUCAUGAGUUUGUUUCCCUGGUGAAAGAUCUUGCAAGACCAGGUGAAAUAACUCAGUCGCAGACCUUCGACUUUGAGUUCACUCAUGUUGAAAAACCUUACGAGUCCUACACAGGCCAGAAUGUCAAGCUAAGAUAUUUUCUUCGUGCCACGGUGAUCAGAAGACUAAAUGACAUCAGUAAAGAGAUGGACAUUGUGGUCCACACAUUGAGCACUUACCCCGAACUCAACUCCUCCAUUAAAAUGGAAGUUGGAAUUGAGGAUUGUCUCCACAUUGAGUUUGAGUACAAUAAAUCCAAGUACCAUCUGAAAGAUGUAAUUGUGGGAAAAAUCUAUUUCCUGCUGGUGAGGAUUAAGAUUAGGCACAUGGAGAUAGACAUCAUCAAGCGCGAGACAACAGGCACCGGCCCAAGUGUAUACCAUGAAAAUGACACUAUCGCCAAGUACGAGAUCAUGGAUGGAGCUCCGGUCAGGGGAGAGUCCAUUCCCAUCCGGUUAUUUCUGGCUGGUUAUGAUCUGACCCCCACCAUGCGAGACAUCAACAAGAAGUUCUCAGUGCGCUACUACCUGAACCUGGUGCUGAUCGAUGAGGAGGAGAGACGCUACUUCAAACAGCAGGAAAUCACACUGUGGAGGAAAGGGGACGUGGUGAGGAAGAGCAUGUCUCAUCAGGCUGCCAUCGCCUCUCAGAGGUUCGAGGGCUCGGCUGCAUCAGAGAGCGCACUGGAGCAGGCUGCAAAGGAGGAGAGCGGGUAGAGCCGCAGCCCUCCAGUCUGGUUGGAGUGGUGGAGGUACAACAUCUGGUGAAACAGCUGUUUUAUUUGUAGCCGCUGCUGGUAAAAGGGAGGACGAAGGGAGACCGACAUACAGUAAUACAGUAUGUGAACAAUGAAACAGUUUGCAUGAGGCAUUCAAAGUGGCUUCAGGCUGCUGGUCUUUCCCUUCCUCAUUAGUGUAUUUUUUUUCCUUUCUUUCUGGGAAUCAAACUAACCACCUGUCGCGAUGUCCACUGUGUAAAAUCUUUCAUGUGAAAUUCUUGAAUUUUUAAGCCUUCUGUUGGUUACAGUACAUUCUAAUGCUUUUUUGAGAUAAAUUGAUUUCUAAUCUCGUAAUUAACGCAACUGAACUGUCAUGAAUUUUCAACAAAAUGUAUCUCCAACAUUCCACCUUUAAAUGGAUGCAUUCCUAACACUGUUAUAAGGUCAAGAAAUCUGAGAUAACUUUGCACUGCUAUAUCUUGCUGAACACAUUUUUCUGUUUUGUGUUUGUGUGUUUGCACAAAAAAAGUGGAAACUGGAAUCUUUUUCCUUUUUGAGCGAGGGCUUAAGUAUUAUCCCACACAUUUUUUUUUUUAAUCUGUAUAUUAUGACCAGCUAAAACCUUUAAUCCUGUUCCCUGUCUCAGCUUGUGUACAUUGAUUAUACAAUACACAGUGCCACAAAAUGACCUUUCAUGUUCAUAUGCUUUACCUCAGCAUUCCAGUGGUGUUAGGAAAGGGUGUUGUUUUAAGGUCUGAAAGUAUGAAGUCUUCUGUAUCCUCUUUAUUAGACUUGAAAGUUGUGCCUAAGUGUAUCAAGCAAAUGAAAUCCUCCUGCCUCUAACAUAAUUUUAGUCUUUUAACCAGAGAAAACUUACAGUAGAAUUAUCUAUCUUUUGCAAAAUGCUAAUCAAUUAUUCCUUGUCCCCAAAACUGAAAUAAAUUGAUGCCAAAUGAAAAAAAAAAA
Molecule: messenger RNA, 2477 nt
Organism: Siniperca chuatsi (mandarin fish)
Lineage: Eukaryota; Metazoa; Chordata; Actinopteri; Centrarchiformes; Sinipercidae
Gene: vps26b
Product: VPS26, retromer complex component B
Exons: 6
Coding region: 508-1509 (333 amino acids)
Biological process (GO): intracellular protein transport; retrograde transport, endosome to Golgi
Cellular component (GO): endosome; retromer complex
Source: RefSeq, a predicted model, not a curated record